CGCAGUUUGAAAGAAACCCUCGUCCCAUCUUCCCCAUCGACGACAACACUCAACUCAGUAUCACCCACCGCCGUUUCGACACAAUGGCGAAGGAAGCUACUGAGAAGUCCGGCAUCAUUGUCGGACCCAACAAGGGCCACAAAGUCACUCCCAUCACCCCCAAGCCUCGCAUCAGCCGCACCAAGGGCCACUUGAGCAAGCGCACUGCCUUCGUUCGUGAGAUCGUCAAGGAAGUCGCCGGCCUUGCUCCCUAUGAGCGUCGUGUUAUCGAAUUGUUGAGAAACUCCAAGGACAAGAGAGCGAGAAAGAUGGCCAAGAAGCGACUUGGUACCUUUGGCCGCGCCAAGAGGAAGGUCGACGAACUGCAACGAGUCAUUGCCGAGUCGAGAAGAGCUGGUGGUCAUUAAACGGGAGAUGGACCGGUGUUUUUCCAACACAUGCGAGAGGAAGCGGGUUCGUGGGCUGGGAAAAGGUGGUGUGGUGGAACGGAGUUGGAAUGAAUGAAUGCAUCAUCAUCAUCAACAUCAAUCCGGACCUCCACCGCUCAAAUUUUUCCGGCCUUGGACGACGAGCAUCUUAUUUCGACAGCUGGGUGAUGGAAUCAAGUUUGGAUGGACAUGCCUACAUUCACGGACCACCGACUGUGACCCUUGUCAUCUCGUCUCGUCUUUCUACAAUGGAAAGAUGCUCAUGGGCAAAGCACGGUUCCAAUCGGCUGUAUAUCCAUUCCAUUGAGAGGAUCAUUAGCGUUUCGCCAUGGUAAAAAAACAAAAAUCAUCAAAUCAUGACUCGAUGUGGAAAGAUUCAAGUUUUUGAUAACAACUUCAUGUUCUCGUGAUCAUAAUUCUGUGGCUACUCGUAAUUCACAUGGAUAAAGUCAAGAAUAACAUGAGUCCAACCCUACAAA
Messenger RNA from Exophiala mesophila, 907 nucleotides. Its product is annotated as 60S ribosomal protein L36. The coding region runs from base 84 to 407 and encodes 107 amino acids. NCBI's taxonomy places the organism in Eukaryota, Fungi, Ascomycota, Eurotiomycetes, Chaetothyriales, Herpotrichiellaceae. The record is from RefSeq and is a predicted model, not a curated record. Gene Ontology annotation, cellular component: ribosome; cytosolic large ribosomal subunit. Gene Ontology annotation, molecular function: structural constituent of ribosome. Gene Ontology annotation, biological process: cytoplasmic translation. The transcript has 3 exons.